AUGAGCUCAGUCUCGUCCGGGAACUCGAGUUACGGCGACGCGCCUCCCGGUUACAAAGAGUCUCUCGGCGCCAACCCCUCUGGAACCUUCAUAUCACCCAGCGACAGCGGCACAAUCAGCCAACUCGACAUCCAGGCCAUCGGCUACGACACGAACCAGGCCCUCACGGGCAACACGCUGGAAAACAUCCCCGUCUACCGCGUCGGCUCCGGCGAGCUGGAGUACACGUCCAUCCGGCUCAAGAAGAACUCCAACUCCUGCGCGCUCGUCCGCGGCUCCGACACCACCCAGACGCCUGUGAUAUCCACCAUCUACCGCUGGGGUCCGGGCCGACGUCCCAGGAUGAGGAUCCUGCCCCCGGGAACCGCCGCCACGGUGGAAGAGGCCAUCAACUCGGAUCAUCUCGUCUGCGAGGUGGUCGAGGUGAAAAGCCGCAACAUGAUGUCGCGCACGCAGGAGCUGAAGACGUCGUUCGGCACCUUCGAGUGGCGCUACGGUGGACGCGGCGAGCGGAAGGAAGCGUCUGAGGCGUCCUCGCUGCUGGUUCUGGAACGCACCGACGACGCCGCCGCCGCGGCCUCGGCCUCCGGCAAGACAGGCAAGCACGGCGUCCCGAUCGCUCAGCUGGUGCGUAGCGCGGAACUCCGUACCGCCGGCACUAGUCGCUGGAUGGGCGGCAACGGCGGCCGGCUGAUUAUGGAUCUCGGGAUGUGGACCGAUGACAAGAAAACCGCCGUCAAGGACGCCGAGGCUUUUAUCGUCGCCAGCUGCUUGCUCAUGCUUAAGCGCGAGGCCGAUCGUUUCAAAGACAAUACGAUUGCUGCUGUGGUUUAA
Colletotrichum karsti is the source of this 834-nucleotide messenger RNA. RefSeq lists its product as uncharacterized. The coding region runs from base 1 to 834 and encodes 277 amino acids. Lineage: Eukaryota; Fungi; Ascomycota; Sordariomycetes; Glomerellales; Glomerellaceae. The transcript has a single exon. The record is from RefSeq and is a predicted model, not a curated record.